AUGGAAUCCGAGACUGUGGGACUUCACGCGGCCGCCGGUUACGACUACACAGUCGAGACCCUAACGGAGGAAGAGUAUCGUGAGUGGGUGGAACGAACCUUCCGGCCGAUGUUUGAACCCUUCGAACGCAUCGGCGGCAUCCCCUGCAACGAGCUGCUCUCGCGAUUCCAGUACCAUGGCUACGGUUUGCCUCGCGACCGCAGGAAUGACCUCAUUCUCUACAUGGAUGCUAACAGGGAUGGAAUAAUUACAUUUGAGGAAUUCCGAUCGGCAUUGGUGCGACUACGCUACAAGGAUCUGAACCCGUGGAAGCGUUUUGCAUUGCGAGCCCUGCUUGCCGGGAAUCCGGGUCUUCGACUGCAGGCGGCUCGCGAACGCGCCGUCAAGCACCUGCAGGCCCUCGAUGCCCAGGGUCGUCAUGGCGCGGCUGUGGACGUGGAAGCAGAUCAGGAACGACUCCCCAGCGCGAUAACUGGUUCCGCCGGGGGUAGAGGCCACUUCAAGCUGGAGCCAGAUGGAGUUUGGCCAACCACGAAGACGCCGCGUGGUGCUGGCGUCAGUCGGACUGCCGAUGACUCGGUGCCGCCGACUAUUAUGGACGAAGAGUACAUUCCACAGAGCUACUUGGACGCCUACAACUGCGUGCCGCCUCCAAUCUUCAUUCCUCUAAUUGUCCUUGUCCAGCUGGCUGUUUUCAUUUACUACGCGGUGGAGUUGAAUCGGCGGGCGGAAGCAGAGCCCGAAAAUGUCAUGUCCUGGGCGACCGGUUUCCCCUACUUUUCACCUCUCUACUUCGAUCCUAGGCGACGGCGCGAAGUCUGGCGCUACUUAACCUACAUGUUCAUUCAUCAGGGAAUAUGGCACAUCGUGUUUAACAGUUUCGUCACGCUGGUACUCGGUUGCCUGGUGGAGUGGGUUCACAAGCUCUGGCGUGUGGCCCCCGUCUACCUCGCGGGGGUACUGGCCGGCUCCCUCGCCUGCUCCGUCUGGGACCCCUUUGCUGUCCUCGCGGGGUCCAGUGGGGGUGCCUACGCCCUGGUCGGCGCUCACCUCGCUCUUGUCGUCAUCAACUGGGAAGAACUAAAGCACGACUUCUACGCCUCGACCUCACCGCUUGCCAUCAUCUCGUCAGGAGUAACUAGGGUCUGUCUCAUAGUGGUGUUUUGUGGCGUCGAUUUUGGCAUCGCGCUGUACGAACGAUUUGGUCUGUCGAACGCCAAUCUGCAUGUCAGCGUCUCGGCCCACAUCGCCGGAUUCCUAGCCGGUCUGCUGGUGGGCAUCCCGAUUUUGCGGAACUUGCGGGAGAAACCGUGGGAACGCGUGCUCUUCUGGGUGUCCCUCUCCAUCUCCCUCGCACUCCUCAUAUUUGCCAUCUUCUGGAACAUCUUUUGGCCGGGGUACCCCGAACAACAGAUCUAA
Messenger RNA from Mesocestoides corti, 1419 nucleotides. The record is from the annotation of a GenBank genome assembly. Lineage: Eukaryota; Metazoa; Platyhelminthes; Cestoda; Cyclophyllidea; Mesocestoididae.